Molecule: messenger RNA, 560 nt
Organism: Diorhabda sublineata
Lineage: Eukaryota; Metazoa; Arthropoda; Insecta; Coleoptera; Chrysomelidae
Gene: mRpS6
Product: probable 28S ribosomal protein S6, mitochondrial
Exons: 3
Coding region: 73-516 (147 amino acids)
Biological process (GO): translation
Cellular component (GO): ribosome; mitochondrial small ribosomal subunit
Molecular function (GO): small ribosomal subunit rRNA binding; structural constituent of ribosome
Source: RefSeq, a predicted model, not a curated record
AGAAGAGUUAUAGCCUUUUUUAAAGGGCUAUUUACGUUUUUCAUUAAUUACCUUUUUAAUAAAAAUCAUACAAUGAUUACAUACGAGGUAUUAAUGUUAUAUAGGGUCAUGCCCAAGAUUGAAUUAGCGUCUGUGUUAAAACGAACAGCAAAUACAAUAUUUGACAAAGGUGGCAUAAUAAGAAAACUGGAAAAUUUGGGAACCCGAGACAUGCCGUAUAAAACUAGCGUGCAUGGAGUCGUUUAUAAAAAAGCUAGUUACUUUCUAAUUGAAUGUAAUGUUCCACCUACCACAAUAAAUUCACUAUUGGAUGAAUAUGGAAGAGAUGUAGAUAUAAUAAGACGAACAAUUUACAAAAAAAAUGAACCAACCCAAUUUGAAUGCACAUUACAUGAAGAAUUACAACCACCGCCUUACAGAAAAGAUGUUCAAGAUCUCAUUAAACAAGCAAGGAAAUUAGAUAAGCCUAGGUUUAAAUAUAACACAGGCUUAGAUUAUUAUCCUUUCCAAAGAUAAUUUGUUUUGUAUUAAUAGUUAAAAUAUAUUUUCUUUUUAGUUUA